AUCGUCAGAAGUUCUAACUAACUUCAAGAUGAUUCUCGGGUCUUUUCGUUUCCUAAGUGUUCGUUGCUCUAGAAGCCGGAGCAGUUUACCGGGAGCGCUAAAACCGGGAAUCACCACCUGCUUUCGCAGCUGUUCUUCUGUGAGCGUUCCGGCCGCGGAAAACGCGAAGGAUUCCGUUAUUGAUUUGGCACUGAACUCGGUGGUGAUAAUAUUUUGCCAAUCUGCCAAGUCUAGCGUUUUACAACCUUGGCAAAAAAGACUACCGCAACUAAAAACUGGCUCUGAAUUUGUAAUCUCAAGAAAUAAGAUUCUUACGAACGCUCAUGUAGUGUCUGACCACACAUUCGUGCAAGUCAGAAAGCAUGGUUCACCAACAAAGUACAAAGCAAAAGUUGAAGCAGUUGGUCAUGACUGUGAUUUGGCCAUUUUAGUAAUCAAUAGCAAAAAGUUUUGGGAGGAUAUGAAGCCAUUGGACCUCGGAAACGUACCCUCUCUCUACGAAAAUGUGUUUGUUGUUGGAUAUCCUCGAGGUGGUGACAACAUUUCCAUUACGAAAGGUGUUGUCUCUAGAGUUGAAGUUACAAACUAUGCUCACAGCAGGGCUAAGCUAAUGACAAUACAAAUAGAUGCGGCUAUCAAUCCUGGAAAUAGUGGUGGUCCAGUAUUCAGGGAAAACAAAGUUGUUGGUGUAGCGUUUCAAGAAAAUGGUCAAUUCCCCGGGUUUUGCUCAUUAGGUAUUUGGUGUCAGCAUAUGGAGAACGCUCUAAUCCGUAAUUACUUCAAGAUGACAACUAAAAUGACAGGGGUUCUAAUAAAAGCUGUAAACCCGUUGUCGAGUUCUUAUAGUCUUCUGAAAAAAGAUGACGUUCUUCUCUCAGUUGAUGGCUCUUCAAUAGGAAACGAUGCGACAGGAACGAAGAGAUUGUAUGAAGAAGUAUGUAUUAAGAAUCACGAAUUUACAGGAAUGAAGAGCGAGAUCUCAUAUAGAUCCACUCACGAGUUCAUCACACUCGUACCUCAGCUCACGCUUUGGUUUACAAUUCUGAACGCCAUAUCCAUCGAUGAUUCCGGAAUCUCUCCAUCGCCUCCUGAAUCGCUUGGGGAUGCCAUUAUUUCUUUCGACAUCGGCAUUGAUUGCUCAUUUUCGUUCGUCACCUUCGUCGAUUGUGGAAUCGCCGAUUCUCUAUCACCGCGUUUGAUUCGCUCGCAGUUUCACCGCACCAAUGAUAUGAAUGAAGAGCGAGAUCUCAUAUCGAUCCACUCACGAGUUCAUCACACUCGUACCUCAGCUCACGCUUUGGUUUACAAUUCUGAAUCACUGAUUCCAGCUUAUCAAUUUGAUAAACUUCCAAGUUAUUACAUACAAGCGGGUUUUGUCUUUUCGCCUCUCACUCAACCAUACAUUUACGCUGCUGGGAAAUAUGACAGUGUAUUAAAACAUAAGCCCAAAAAAGCCGGUGAACAGAUCCUCGUCUUUUCUCAGGUGUUAGAGGAUGAUAACAGUGUAGGAUACACUACUUUCAAAGAUUCUAAGGUUAAAAAAGUGAAUGGAGUGCGAGUGGAGAAUUUGAAUCAUCUACGUAAGCUCAUAGAGGAAUCCUGCACCGAGAAUUUGAGGCUGGACUUAGAAGACGAUGAUACCAUCAUCAUCAUCAGUCACAAAUCUGCGAAAAAUGUCACUCCCAAAAUUUUAAAACGUUACGGAAUACCAAUGGCCAUGUCUAAGGACCUUCAAUCUUUG
Thlaspi arvense is the source of this 1741-nucleotide messenger RNA. NCBI's taxonomy places the organism in Eukaryota, Viridiplantae, Streptophyta, Magnoliopsida, Brassicales, Brassicaceae. The record is from the annotation of a GenBank genome assembly.